ACACUUUGCACCCGUAAAAAGCAUGGCGUUGACUCGCGGGCUUCUUCGCUUCAGACUGUCGUUUUGCACGCGCUCUACCGAUCCAGUCUGGACUAGACAACCUCAGUAUGCUCGCUGUGGUGUACUAGUGCGCGGUUUCGCCUCUCCGCCCACUAGCCAAGAUACAGAACCAGCUGCUGCGGACGUCGAGCAGAAUGAGCGGGCGCAGUGGACGCCCGAGUCUCGCAGAACAGGAGCCAUAGCGGUCAAACUGGGCAUGACGCAAAUGUGGAACGACCAGGGGCACCCUGUUCCAAUCACCGUUCUUCAGGUUCUUGACAAUCAAGUGGUGAACGUCAGGACAAAGGAUAAGGAGGGGUAUUGGGGCCUACAAGUGGGUGGAAUCAACCAUCCCAAACCCAAGAAUUUGCUAAAGCCGGUACUUGGUCAGUACCAAAGAGCUGAUGUCGUCCCGAAACGGAAACUCUGGGAGUUCAGAGUCACUGAAGAUGCGUUACUACCUGUCGGAACGUCCAUCUUUGCCUCCCAUUUUGUCUGUGGACAGUAUGUGGAUGUGUGUGCCAAGAGUAUUGGUAAAGGAUUCCAAGGUGUAAUGAAGAGACAUGGAAUGAAAGGUCAACCGGCCUCACAUGGACAGACAAAGACCCACAGAAAGAUGGGUGCUACCGGCGGGGGACAGGAUCCGGGCAGAAUUUGGCCAGGGAAGAGAAUGCCUGGACGAAUGGGAGGAAAACGAGUCACCACACCAAGUCUUCAGGUGGUGCGAAUUAAUCAACAGUUCAAUGUCCUCUACGUGCGAGGGGCCGUGCCGGGUCACGAAAACACCUUCGUUCGAGUGACAGACGCCAGGAGAAAGCCCCACUUGACUCCGCCCCCUUUCCCCACCUACUACCCAGAGCUGGACGUGAGGGAAGAGGGAGGAGAGGGCGAAGAACAGUUUUCUUCCAUCCACUUGCCCCACAGCGGCUCCAUAGAAUAUCCCAACAGAUACGCAGCUCAAUGAGAUUAGCCAGUGGAACAUUUACUUGUGUGUAUGUAGUAUCAUCGUUAUGUAUGUAUGCCAUUCUAUUUGACACGGAACUGUAAACCUGUCAUGUUUUAUUGAAACAUCUGGUGUGUUUUUUGACUUAUCGAGGUUCAAAUUUAGUUGUGGCUCAAUAAUUUUUACCAGUAUCCUAGUAUGCGUCUUCUAUAAUUGUAUAUAGUUGGAGGUAUUUGGGUGCGUUCGGCUAGAAAACUGAAU
Molecule: messenger RNA, 1243 nt
Organism: Geodia barretti
Lineage: Eukaryota; Metazoa; Porifera; Demospongiae; Tetractinellida; Geodiidae
Source: the annotation of a GenBank genome assembly